This is a messenger RNA of Aedes aegypti (yellow fever mosquito), 818 nucleotides long. RefSeq lists its product as uncharacterized. The record is from RefSeq and is a predicted model, not a curated record. Bases 334 to 666 code for a protein of 110 amino acids. Lineage: Eukaryota; Metazoa; Arthropoda; Insecta; Diptera; Culicidae. The transcript has 3 exons.
CAACAAUAACAAUAAUAAUGCCUACCGCGUCGCCAGUACAUGUAUAUAGCACACAAAAAUAUUUCGCAACGUCGUGUGUUCGCCUCCACCAGCCAGCAGCGCCGCCAGCGAGGAAAAACCUAGACGAAGGCUCAUUGCCAGUCGGAAAGUCCAACGGAACGGUCCUGUCCAGGCCGAGGUCCUGACCCUCUCCAAGUGUCCAAAGCGAAUCUGGAACAAGCAGAAGCCCUUGCAAAGUGUGCCUCAGUCCGUGAAGGUGUGUCCUCGAGUGAAGUCAAGUCCCUAACAUUGGGUCACUUUGAUCGAUAUUUUGGAAGCACAGAGCCUACUGCGAUGUUCCCGUUGGAUAAAGAAUCUCCGGACUACUUUGAAAUCGAGAAGCGAAAAGUGGCGUCAUCAUCAUUGCUCGCGGUUUCUGGAUCUCUCAAACACGAGUGCGCGCGAUGUGCGACGAGCAGAGUAGGCUGCGGCAGUCAUCGAUCAUUGUGUGCCAUCCAGGAAGGGCUUGUGUUGGUGCGGACACUCACCCACUCUCACUCGCCAAAGAAGCCGGAUUCGAGCGCAAGCCACAUCAAUCAUGGCGCGCAGCUGUGUGUCACCCAACGAAAUCCAAGCAACCCGCGCUUGCAGACCAGCGCCCCCCAAAUUGCACGCAGCAAACCUUGAACUUCAUUCCUUCGUCACGCAACGCCCAAAAGCAGAACGGGGGUGCAAAGCAGGCGACGCCUGACCAACAAACGAAAACAACAACAAACACACAUUCGGGAGAGAGACAGAGAAGCGGAGAGAGAGAGUGCGUCGCCGAGGUGGCGAACGAG